AUGGAGGGGGUAAGUUGUUCCUCCUUGAAAGAAUUCCUUCUCUUGGGAAUUAGCACUAACCCUGGAAUCAAAGUGACCCUCUUUACCACGUUUCUAAUUGUUUAUUUCAUUAUUCUUGUGGCAAACCUUGGGAUGAUCAUCUUAAUUAGAAUGGAUUCCAGGCUGCACAUGCCAAUAUAUUUUUUCCUCAGUCAUCUUUCCUUCAGUGACCUCUGCUAUUCUACGGCAGUUGGACCCAGGAUGCUAGUAGGCUUCAUUGCCAAGAACAAGUCCAUUUCCUUCUGUGGCUGUGCUCUGCAAUUUUUGAUCUUCUGUACCUUUGCAGAUUCUGAGUGUCUGCUGCUGGCGGUGAUGGCCUUUGACUGGUACAAGGCCAUUAGCAACCCCUUUCUCUACGCAGUUAACAUGUCCAGCACAGUGUGCUCCCUGCUCACGGCUGGGGUUUACGUGGUGGGAAUUAUGGAUGCUUCAGUAAAUACUAUAUUAAUAUUCUGCUUAUGUUUCUGUGGGUCAAAUGAGAUUAACCAUUUCUUCUGCGAUGCCCCACCUCUCCUACUGCUCUCUUGUUCAGAUACACGUAUCAAUGAGAUAGUGAUAUUCAUCAUUUUUGGUUUCAUUGAACUGAUUACUCUUUCUGGACUUUUUGUGUCUUAUUGUUAUAAGAAACCUGGAAAGUUUUCAAAGGUUUUAGGCUCUUAG
Molecule: messenger RNA, 699 nt
Organism: Manis pentadactyla (Chinese pangolin)
Lineage: Eukaryota; Metazoa; Chordata; Mammalia; Pholidota; Manidae
Product: olfactory receptor-like protein OLF2
Exons: 1
Coding region: 1-699 (232 amino acids)
Biological process (GO): sensory perception of smell; G protein-coupled receptor signaling pathway
Cellular component (GO): membrane
Molecular function (GO): olfactory receptor activity; odorant binding
Source: RefSeq, a predicted model, not a curated record